Molecule: messenger RNA, 975 nt
Organism: Necator americanus (New World hookworm)
Lineage: Eukaryota; Metazoa; Nematoda; Chromadorea; Rhabditida; Ancylostomatidae
Exons: 8
Coding region: 1-975 (324 amino acids)
Biological process (GO): protein folding; protein peptidyl-prolyl isomerization
Cellular component (GO): intracellular membrane-bounded organelle
Molecular function (GO): RNA binding; peptidyl-prolyl cis-trans isomerase activity
Source: RefSeq, a predicted model, not a curated record
AUGGCAACGUCAAAUUUUCCCCACAACAAGAAGAGAACUUUGUAUGUGGGAGGCUUCGGUGAAGAGGUGAACGAAAAGGUGCUCAUGGCAGCUUUUAUCACUUUUGGUGACAUAGUCGCUAUAUCAAUUCCUAUGGACUAUGAGACAGGAAAGCAUCGAGGUUUUGGAUUUGUUGAGUUUGAAUUAGCUGAGGAUGCUGCUGCAGCCAUAGAUAACAUGAAUGAAAGCGAGUUAUUCGGCAAAACCAUCAGGUGUAACUUCGCCAGGCCGCCCAAAGCUACUGAACGGUCGUCUCGUCCUGUUUGGGCUGAUGACGAGUGGCUGAAACGAUAUGGGAAAGGAAGUGGAGUUGUAGAUGUUAGAGAUAGUGAAGGGAAAGCAACGACAGCUAAGGGACUACCUAGAGUGUAUCUAGGUGUCAAGAUAGGAAUAAGAUACAUUGGACGAAUAGUAAUUGAGCUGCGACCCGAUGUAGUACCACGUACAGCAGAGAAUUUCCGAUGUUUAUGUACUGGAGAGAAAGGGUUCGGAUACGAAGGAUCCACAUUUCAUCGAAUAAUUCCGAAGUUCAUGCUGCAAGGUGGUGAUUUCACAAAGGGUGAUGGAACUGGGGGAAAAUCGAUAUAUGGACCGAAAUUUGAGGACGAAAACUUUAAGCUGAAGCACGUUAUGCCUGGCACAGUGUCCAUGGCGAACUGCGGUCCCAACACGAAUGGGUCGCAGUUUUUCAUUUGCACGGAGAAAACAGAUUGGUUGGAUGGGAAACAUGUUGUGUUCGGCCACGUAGUUGAAGGAAUGAACAUAGUCCGACAAGUGGAGCAACAAGGAUCGCCGUCCGGAAAACCUCAGAUGGUAGUAAAAAUAGUGGAAUGUGGUGAAUUAGAGCCAGCACCAAUUAUAGAAACGGCAGAUGUAGAGAACGCAGAUCCUCAAAAUAGUAUGGAAGUUGAUCAGAGGAAGGAAACAGAUGUAUAA